Messenger RNA from Dreissena polymorpha, 1168 nucleotides. RefSeq names its product thyroid hormone receptor beta-like. The record is from RefSeq and is a predicted model, not a curated record. The coding region runs from base 1 to 1104 and encodes 367 amino acids. Lineage: Eukaryota; Metazoa; Mollusca; Bivalvia; Myida; Dreissenidae. Gene Ontology annotation, biological process: retinoic acid receptor signaling pathway; positive regulation of transcription by RNA polymerase II; hormone-mediated signaling pathway. The transcript is spliced from 7 exons. Gene Ontology annotation, molecular function: RNA polymerase II cis-regulatory region sequence-specific DNA binding; nuclear receptor activity; zinc ion binding.
AUGACCGCUAGCGUGCCAUAUAUACCAAGUUACAUGGACUUAUCUAAUGGACCGGAACCUUGUGUAGUUUGCGGGGACGCUGCGACUGGGUAUCAUUACCGUUGCAUGACAUGCGAAGGAUGCAAGGGCUUCUUUCGACGAACCAUCCAGAAAAAUCUACAAUACCAUUGCAAAUGGAGUAAAGGCUGUGUCAUAGACAAAACCACGCGAAAUCAAUGUCAAGAGUGCAGAUUCAUCAAAUGUUUAAAUGUUGGCAUGGCAACAGAUCUGGUGCUGAACGAAAAACAACGUACGGCCAAGAGAAAACUAAUAGAAGAAAAUAGAGAGCGCAGAAAAGAAGAACAAGUGAAAACAAAGCCUACUGAAUCCCCGCCAUUGAAUGAUACUUUAUCGGACCAGGACAGAGGAAUGAUUUGUGAAGUGGUCACUGCCUAUGAAUAUACUUCUGGAAAAGUGCAAAAUACUAAACAUAAGCCUGAGUACGAGGGUGCCGAGAUUCAAACCCAGGAUCCGGAGUCAUGGCAACAGCUGGCGGAGGCGAUGACGCCAUCCAUCGUCAAGGUCGUUGAGUUUGCGAAAGGGGUGCCUGGAUUUACCGAGUUGAACGUAGAUGACCAGAUAUGCCUGCUUAAAGCCUGCUGUAUGGAGGUCAUGUGUCUGAGAGCCGCGUGCAGAUUUGACCCCGAGCAUGAGACCCUCUUCCUCCACAAUGGGGUCAACCUCAAUAAAUCCCAGAUUCACGAGGAGGGCGUGGCCGUGCUUGUGGAACCAAUAUUUGACUUUGCCAUGGGGCUUUCAAAACUGAAGCUUGACAAAGCUGAGGUUGCUUUACUCGCUGCAAUACUUCUUAUUCAAUCGGAUCGGCCCGGUUUAAAGGAGCCAGAAAACGUGGAGAAGCUUCAGGACGCUAUACUCGGUGCUUUUAAGCGGUACGUGUCGGAAAACCGACCCCACCAGCCCGUGCAUUGGGCGAAAAUACUCAUGAAAGUCACAGACUUACGCAGCAUCUCCACACGCCAUGCGGAGAGAGUGCUGUGUAUAAGACUGGACAAUUCCGGUGAAGUCCCGCCCUUGUUGCUGGAAAUAUUCAAUGAAGGCCAUUAAUCGUAAUACAUGUAAAUGAGUGUGCUAGGGAACGUGUUGGAUGGAUUACAAGUGUUUUUUAAGA